UUUCCCGAGUCUCUCAAAGCGGCCGAGGACACGUCAUCGCGCCCGGGCGGAGCUCCCGCUGCCGGCCGCCGCUGGGGCUUGUCGCUCCGCGGUGAGGCCCCGGCUGCAGCCGGCGGCCGGGGCCGCGGGAGAAUGCGGCGGCUUACGCGGGUGGCGUUGCUGUGCCUAGGCUGCGGUUUGUGCUCGUUGCUCUACGGGUUCAGCCAGCUGGCUCUGUCGCUGGAGCAGGAGGCCCCCCGGCGCCAGCGCUCCGCCUUUCCAGUCCGGAGGCAGCUGAGUGGCGGCGACGCGGGCUGGGGAGCCGUGGCGGGAAGCGCAGGCCGCGACGAGCGACAGCGGCGGUCGGGGCCGGAGAGGUGUAAGAAUAUUUCUGUAUCUUACUGGAAUUCCUAUUGGAUGCUGCCCUCUGAUGUUUGUGGAAAGAACUGCUUUUGGGAAGCUGCCCAUAGAUAUGAUUUCCCAAAACCUCAGCCUUCUGAGAUGAUGCACUUGGCAGUGGUAGCCUGUGGUGAAAGAUUGGAGGAAACCAUUACUAUGUUGAGAUCAGCCAUUAUUUUCAGCAUCAGAUGUCUUCAGUUUCAUAUUUUUGCUGAAGAGUCAUUACACAGUGACUUCAGAGAAAUACUUGAUAAUUUGGCACAUAAUGAAAAAUUUAAUUAUACUCUAUAUCCCAUCUCAUUUCCAACUGAGAAUGCAGCAGAAUGGAAGAAACUGUUCAAGCCCUGUGCUUCUCAAAGACUUUUCCUACCUUUAAUCCUCAGUAAUGUGGACUCUCUACUGUAUGUUGACACAGACAUCUUGUUCUUAAGACCUGUUGAUGAUAUCUGGUCUUUCCUGAAAAAAUUUAACUCUACUCAGAUUGCUGCUAUGGCACCAGAACAUGAAGAACCUCGUAUUGGGUGGUAUAAUCGCUUUGCUAGGCACCCAUAUUAUGGAAAAACUGGAAUAAAUUCUGGAGUAAUGUUAAUGAACAUGACCCGCAUUAGAAGAAAAUAUUUCAAGAAUGAUAUGACAUCAGUACGAUUACAUUGGGAAGAAAUUCUCAUGCCACUGCUGAAAAAAUACAAGUUGAAUAUAACAUGGGGUGAUCAGGAUCUUUUGAACAUUAUGUUUUUUCAUAAUCCUGAAAGCCUUUUCGUUUUUCCUUGCCAAUGGAACUAUCGGCCUGACCAUUGUAUUUAUGGGAGCAAUUGCAAAGAGGCAGAAAAGGAAGGAAUAUUCAUCCUUCAUGGAAAUAGAGGAGUUUACCAUGAUGAUAAGCAGCCAACAUUUCGUGCUGUUUAUGAUGCAAUUAAAAAUUAUUCGUUUGAUGAAGACCUUGUACAUGCCUUGCUUCUACCUCUUGAACUGGAACUACAAAAGACACAACACACCUACUGUGGAAGAAUAUAUAAAGUGUUCAUAAAACAACUCACAAAAAGUGUAAGGGACCGUAGUAACAGAAGAUCUAAGGAAAGGUGAUCAUUGCAGGCUCUGGUCUCCAGCCUUUUGUAUUGAACAGGACCAGUGUAAGAGAAUAUUUGAUGCCUGAAGGCUAUUCCUACAGAAUGGCUUGUUGCCCUAAUAAGUUGUUAUUUGAAGUCUGCAUUAUCUCCUAUUGUGGACAAAAUGAAGAUAGUGAUCAUCUUAGGCAUCUGCAAGUUGGAGAUUGGGAACAGUGAUGAAACAUGGCUUGUGAAACCACAUGUGUCUUACAUACUUGCAUCUGACUUUGGGGUGCAAGUACAAAAGGCUGGGGUUUGUGUAGUGAUGUCACAGUGCAUGUUUUGUCAUUUUUGGGCAGUCAUGGUUUUUAUCACAUUUUUAUGGGUUCAUUUUGAAUUAUUCUUUGCAGAUUUUUUUUUACUUAGUUGGGAUCUUUGAAGUUGAAUUAGUAUACAUUACUGCAGUGAGUUAGGAGAGAUACAUUUUGUAUUCAGGUUUAAUCUUCAUAAUUCAGUUGCUUAUAAACCUCAAAAGAGUCAGAUAAAUAUGAAGGUGUUUAUGUUUUAAGAAUGGCAAAAUAUAUUGUCAUUCCUAAUCUCAAUUUUACUAAACUGUGAAUGAAGGAAUAAUUAAGUCAGCACUAUCUUCACUUUAAAAGUGUAAGAAUACAUUGUUUACAAAGCUCACAAGUUACUUUGUUUCAAAGAAAUGUGAUGUGAAAAUUGACAAUCUGUAUGUGCCUUUGUUUUCAUCUCUUAUACUUAAAAGAUUUGACAAUCAUGUUUUACAUAUAUUUAGCUGUAAACUGCACGUGGUAAAUAGAAUGUUCACUCUACACAAGAUUACUUAUUGGAAAUAAAUUUAAGCUUUUCAGUACUUCAAUUAUAUAUCGCUAUAAAUAAUUCAUCAGUCUGAUACUUUACAACUUUUUUGAAUUGUAAUUUUUCUCAAUUCCAGUCAGUAUGGCCGUACUGGAGAGCAUCAGGUGCUAAUAAAUAAUAUAAAAAGGAACUUUAUAUGCAAAAUAAAAAGCCUGGGAUGGGCAUGUUCAAUAGAUCUCCCUAUACGUCCCACAAUAUUUAAAUAAUGGUCCAUUAAAUUAAUGUGAAUUGUUACAUCA
Candoia aspera is the source of this 2545-nucleotide messenger RNA. It is a transcript of the gene GXYLT1, whose product is annotated as glucoside xylosyltransferase 1. The coding region runs from base 133 to 1461 and encodes 442 amino acids. Gene Ontology annotation, biological process: protein O-linked glycosylation via N-acetylgalactosamine. The transcript has 8 exons. Gene Ontology annotation, molecular function: UDP-xylosyltransferase activity. NCBI's taxonomy places the organism in Eukaryota, Metazoa, Chordata, Lepidosauria, Squamata, Candoiidae. The record is from RefSeq and is a predicted model, not a curated record.